UCUGCGUUUUGGCCUGUAGCUGUACACAGAGAGUGCAGCAGACGGUCAACGGUUGUACCAAUAGCCGAAACGGCAGCGUUGCUGUCUCCUCCGUCCGUCGCCUUCUCCAACGGGAAGUGAAAUUCCCAGCAGAAGAUUCUGCAGACUUGUACGUUGGAGUGGAUCAAUGGAGGCUCUGUAACUUCCCAAGCACUUCAUACGACGCUGAAGCGACAAUGGAGGAAAGCUGAAGGAGCUCGAAGAACCUUUCCUUGAGUUGAGGUCAUAGAAAAUGGAGGACCGCUUUUGCUUCGAGUGCCUCGAGCGGCGAAUCCAGUCCGACUACUCCGGCGGGCUUGCCUUCUCUUACGGCCUAUCCGAUACGCCUCUCCCGUUCGGUUCCGCCGCCGUUGUUCAGGUGGCUGCUUUCGAGGGAGAAGCUUCUCAGUUCAUUCUGAAGUACUUGCGCAGCGAUCAGCAUAGUUGCUUGGCGAGAUACAUUGAUGAUUGUAUUGAGAGCAGCAGUAGGAUCAAUGAUAUGGUUCCUUCUGAAGUUAAGCCAGAAGUCUGCAGUAGCACAACUCCUCAGGGUCAAGAUGGUGCGGAUCCUCCUCCAAAACAAUCUGAGAGCCAUUUUGACUGUGGCAAGGGUAAAAGCUCUAAAGGAUCAAUAUCAAGAUGUUGUAGUUGCGACUACUUGUCUACAUCUUCUUGCUUGAGGACUAUUAAUGCACUGGCACCUAUAGCAUAUGCAGCUCCUAGAUGCAUCUCUAUGUUCGAGGAGCUUGCUUCACAUUUUCUGUCUGGGUCACAGGAAGAUCUCAUCAUACGCUCCCUGAGUCUCCUGAUUGAAGGGAAAGCCACUGGUCGUGAUGCUGUGAAUUUUCUUCGAUUAGUUGGGGUGCAAUCAUUUGGUGAAAUAGGUGUUCCUUGUUCUAUAAGGCAUCCAAAUGUAGCUCCUGUUAUUGGUAUGCUUAAAUCAUUUGAUUAUAUCAAUUUGGUGCUUCCUAAGACUCCAUAUACCUUGGAAAAUAUUCUACAUUUCAGUCCCGAUGUUUUGCUGUCAGAGUGGGAUGUAAGGUUUUUGGUAUACCAGCUUCUUUCAGCCCUUGCUUACCUCCAUGACUUAGGGCUUGCCCAUGGUAGCAUAAGUCCAUCUGCUAUAAUGAUCACUAAGUCCUGCUGGUCAUGGAUUUCGGUUUCUGAGAAGCUUGGGUCUGUCUCAGUAAAUGUUGAAUGCACCCCUACCCAGAGCACUAGAUCUAGGAUUGGCUGCUGCAUGGACGAUUGUGUGUAUCAGGGACUUUACGCAGAUUUGAAGGUUUCUGGAUCUGUGGACUGGCAUUCUGAGUUUAAAAGAUGGUGGAGUGGAGAACUGAGUAAUUUUGAGUAUCUGCUUGUCCUGAACAAAUUAGCUGGGAGAAGGUGGGGAGACCACACCUUUCAUCCUGUAAUGCCAUGGGUGAUAGAUUUUAGCACCCUACCAGAUGAAAAUUCUGAUGCAGGGUGGCGGGACUUGAGCAAGAGUAAGUGGAGGCUGGCAAAAGGGGACGAACAGCUAGAUUUCACAUAUUUAACAUCCGAAAUACCUCAUCACGUGUCUGAUGAGUGUCUUUCUGAACUGGCUGUGUGCAGCUACAAAGCUAGGAGAUUACCUUUGAGUGUUCUACGAUUGGCUGUCCGAUCAGUUUAUGAGCCCAAUGAAUAUCCCUCUACCAUGCAGAGGCUAUACCAGUGGACUCCAGAUGAGUGCAUACCCGAAUUUUACUUCGACCCGCAAAUUUUCAAUUCUAUCCACUCUGGUAUGACAAAUUUGGCCAUUCCUUCUUGGGCAAGCAGUCCUGAGGAGUUCAUUAAAAUGCAUAGAGAUGCUUUAGAAAGUGAACGGGUGUCUCGCCAGCUGCAUAUGUGGAUCGAUGUGACGUUUGGAUACAAAAUGUCUGGUGAGGCAGCUGUUGCUGCUAAGAAUGUCAUGCUGCCUUCUUCUGAUCCCUCUUUGCCAAGAUCUAUCGGGCGCAGACAGCUUUUUAAUCGGCCUCAUCCCAUCCGCAGAAGUCAUUCCAGUAAAUUUCAUGGUAAAACAACCGUGAAUCUUGAUGACCUGAAUGAGGUGGCGUUUGAAAAAUCUCUUCUUUCUGGAACAGCUAAUUUGGAGGAACUAGAACAAGCAUAUGCAUUUUCUGAACAUGCCCGGCAUUUGAGUCCUCUUUACAGCUUUGGUAGUUCUGCUAAGAGUACUAACGCUUUUGAAGAAUCCCAGGGAAAGAGCACCAACUGCGCCAAAUCUGAACCAUGUGUUAUCCAAAACUUCGGGCGGACUUUUGGUGUUGACUCUAAUAAUCUUCUUGAAUAUAUUGAAGAGACUGAUGAAGAUUUUAUGGGAUAUCAAGAAUUAUUGCUUUGGAGGCAGAAAUCAAAUACAUCAAAACAGCUUUCUGAAGAUGUUGCGGAGGACAUAUUCUCUAUUGGUUGUGUCUUAGCAGAACUUCAUUUGAAGAGGCCACUAUUUGACCCGACCUCGUUGGCCUUAUAUUUGGAAGAUGGAAUAUUGCCAGGAUCAGUGGAAGAACUUCCUCCCCUGACAAGGGUCCUUGUUGAAGCUUGUGUCCAGAGAGACUGGAUAAGGAGGCCCACUGCCAAGAGUCUUCUGGAAUCUCCUUAUUUUCCUGCAUCAAUCAAAUCAUCAUACUUGUUUGUCUCCCCACUCCAACUUCUUGGGCAAGAUAGUUCUCGUCUGCAUUAUCUUGCAACGUUUGCAAAACAAGGAGCCUUGAAAGCAAUGGGGCCAUUUGCAGCUGAAAAGUCCACUUCCUAUUGCUUGCCUCUACUCGCGACUCCUUUAUCAGAUAUAGAGGCUGAGUGGGCUUGCACACUAUUAGAGGAAUUUAUCAAGAGCUUGAAGCCAUCAGCAGUGAAAACAUUGAUCGUUCCUUGUAUUCAGAAAAUUCUACAGACAACUGGUUAUUCUCGUCUAAAAGUAUCCCUUCUCCAAGAUUCUUUUGUUAGAGAAAUUUGGAAUCGGGUUGGUAAAUAUGCAUAUCUUGAAAAACUGCAUCCGCUGGUCAUAUCAAACCUUCAUAUUUCACCCCAUAAGACUUCAGCUGGUGCUGCUUCUGUGCUGCUGAUUGGCUCUAGUGAAGAGCUUGGUAUACCUGUUACAAUUCAUCAGACAAUCUUACCCUUGAUCCAGUGCUUUGGGAAGGGACUCUCCCCAGAUGGAAUUGAUGUGCUGAUUAGAAUUGGUGGACUUUUAGGGGACUCUUUUAUUGUCAAACAGAUGCUACCAUUGCUUAAACACAUGGUCCAUGUCUGUAUCAGUGUCUCAUGCAUGAAUAAGUCUGAGCCUAUACAGAGCUGGAGUGGUUUAGCUCUUAUUGAUUGUCUAGUAACAUUGGAUGGUUUACUUGCUUUCUUGCCAGGGGAGGUAGUUGUCAAAGAGCUGAUCCAAGACCGGAAUUGCCUCCAUGUGAUUAUUCUCAUGCAAACCUGUCUGGAAGUUUCAGUACUCCAGGUUGCUGCUUCCAUGUUACUGGCACUAUGCCAAAGGAUUGGACCUGAUUUGACAGCUUUGCAUGUUCUUCCGCAACUUAAGGGGCUUUUUGAUGAGCUUGCUUUCUCUCAAGAAACUGCCAGUGGAUCAGGCAGUUCUCUUGGAAGGAGCUUGAAGGCUUCUAAGCUGAAAAUAAAUGAGGGCCCUGGCAUUGAGAGCCGAAUGGACCUUGUGUUGCUUCUGUAUCCUUCAUUUGCAACUCUUCUCGGAAUAGAGAAACUCCGUCAAUGUUGUGCCACAUGGUUGCUUCUCGAGCAGUUCCUUCUGCGGCGUCAUAACUGGAAGUGGGAAUGUACAGGAGAAUCACCCAGAGGAAGUCCAGAAAAUUCUGUUUCCAAGAGGUCUCUUGUUAGUCAAGGAGUUAGAAAUGAGAAUAGUCCUGCAAAGAUGCUGCUAAAUGGAGUUGGUUGGUCGAUUCCCCAAUCUCAAGGGACUAGAGUUUCGAAGAAUCUGUCUAGGAAGAGAUAUAACAAAGUUGAUGGGAGUCCCAUUGAAGGGAAUGCAGUGAUGACAAAUUAUAUGAAUCGUGAACCUUGGUUCUGGUUUCCUAGUCCAGUUAACAGCUGGGAUGGACCUGAAUAUCUUGCUCGGGUGGGGAGUGUAAAAGAUGAGCUUCCUUGGAAAAUCAGAGCUUGCGUUUUGUACUCGGUGCGGGCACAUAAUGGCACCCUAAGAUCUGUGGCUGCGUACGAAGAUGAAUCUACAGUUUUUACUGCUGGGAUUUGCCCUGGUUUUAAGGGGACCGUUCAGAAGUGGGAUCUGAUGAGAAUGAAUAGUAUGUUGGGCUACUACGGCCAUGAGGAGGUUGUUAACGACAUAUGUGUCUUGUCUUCUAGCGGAAGGAUUGCAUCUUGUGAUGGAACUGUACAUGUGUGGAACAGCCGAACAGGGAAAGUAAUAUCGGUUUUUGCUGAACCCACAACUGAUUCUACACACUUUGGGAGCCCCAUAUUAUCUCCAUCGAGUAUCAACGCCGACUCUGCAAAUGUAUUGGGUUCAAAUUCACUCUCAACAGGUCUAUUGUCAAGUGCGUUCGAUGGGAGCUUGUACACUUGCAUGCAUCAUGUGGAGUUCAGUGACAAGCUUAUAGUUGGCACUGGAAAUGGCUCUAUUAGGUUUAUUGAUAUCUCCCAAGGUCAGAAGCUUCACAGUUGGCGGGGUGAACUUGGUGACUCGGGUUUCCCUUCUCUCGUUUCUGCAAUAAGCUCAUGCGGGUCCGACAAUGUGCUACCAGAUAGAGCUUCGACCUCACCUUCAUGGAUUGCCACUGGGCUAAGUUCUGGUCACUGUCGGUUAUUUGAUUCGAGAAGUGGUAACGUACUUGCCUCGUGGAAGGCCCACGACGGUUAUGUGACAAAGUUGGCUGCACCGGAGCCUCAUUUGCUUGUUUCGAGCUCUCUCGACAAGACCUUACGGGUUUGGGACUUGAGAAGGAAUUUGCCAUCUCAGCUAUCCAUUUUAAGAGGCCACACAGAUGGUGUAUCAGGUUUCUCCAUGUGGGGCCAAGAUGUUGUGUCAAUUUCGAGAAACAAGAUCGGGGUUUCCUCUCCAUCAAAGUCUGUUGAUGAGGACGGGCUUCAUCAGGUUAUUGUACCUCAGAAUCUCCACAUGAACCAGCAGGGCACGAAAAACUUGUCCACGUUAUCGAGCAUCUGCAUCCUUCCUUUCUCACGGCUGUUUCUGGUUGGGACGGAAGAUGGCUACUUGAGGAUCUGCUGCUAGAUGCAUGUUAAGAACGCUAGAUGAUAGUAGGAUAAAAAUUGGAGGCAUCUCUUGUAAAGCUAUUCAUUUAUUUAUUUAUUUAUUUUCAGUGUGUAUACAUAUAAUGUUUCUACUCGCAAAAAUUUGUAAAGUUGUGACGCUCUUUGUAAUGGCAAUGCAUCUCCCUGCGUCUUGUUAUCGGCA
Punica granatum (pomegranate) is the source of this 5434-nucleotide messenger RNA. Lineage: Eukaryota; Viridiplantae; Streptophyta; Magnoliopsida; Myrtales; Lythraceae. The record is from RefSeq and is a predicted model, not a curated record.